GCUGACGUCGGCCCAACAUGCAGCUACGAAAGGCAUUACGCGUCACCCGUAUGAACCUCCAUAACGAAAAUUCGGAUGAGUGUGGAUAAGGACAUAGAAUUUGAUGAAGCUAUUCUGGACGACUACUGCCUUGGUGUCGUGAAGGAAGCUCUGCGAAGAAUCCAUGAGAAAGAGAUAGAAAACUGUUUGAGCCUUUUGGACCGUUAUAUACCAGAUAAUCCCACGAUAUCCCGUGAAGAUCUGAAGAGGCUGUUCCUCGAGAACCCUCCAGGUAAUGGACACCAUUAUAUUAUUCAGCAGCAUGACGCUCCGAGAGCUGGUUUACAUUGGGACCUUCGUCUGCAGACAUCCCUUGGAAAGACAAUGUCAUUCGCUUUCCCAAAGGGAUUACAAGGAACGAAGGGAGGUGCACCGAGAUUGGCCGUUGAGACGAUGCUUCAUCCGUAUUACGUAGGCUUCAACCCUACUAACCUUACGACCAUCACUGAUGACCCGCUCAGUAUAGCUUGAUGGAGUUUGGCAACCCAGGCCAUGGGAAUCAUAUCAUGUGGGACUGUGGUACCUAUGAGAUACUACCAAGCAAUCCUCAUGAAAAGGAC
Saitoella complicata NRRL Y-17804 is the source of this 599-nucleotide messenger RNA. RefSeq lists its product as uncharacterized. The record is from RefSeq and is a predicted model, not a curated record. The transcript has 3 exons. Lineage: Eukaryota; Fungi; Ascomycota; Saitoellomycetes; Saitoellales; Saitoellaceae. The coding region runs from base 76 to 510 and encodes 144 amino acids.